AUGUUUAUUCCAUUGAAGGCAACCGGAAGUGAUCGAAUACUUGGGCUGUGUAUAGUUGCGACGGCUGGGCUUCUCUUUGCUUACUAUACUAUAUGGGUUAUUUUCUUGCCAUUUGUAGAUGCUGAUCAUGUGAUUCAUAAUUUGUUUCUACCAAGAGUAUAUGCCAUCACCAUACCUAUUGUCGCAGGGGUCAUUGCACUUGGGUGUCUAGGUGUGUUUGUUGGUUUACUUGCAGCUGGUAAAAAGAAACAGAAUUAAAAUUGAAAACUAGAUUUGGAAUAGACAAUACCUGUUUACUUCAAGCAGUGAGAAAAAGAGUACUUGCCAAAGUUUUUCUCAGAAAUUCUUUUGUUUUUACUCAAGCAAAUCCUCACUAUGUUUACUAGUACCUUGUAAAGAAUAUGGCCUAGUGUUCAUGAUUGUGAGUUUUUUUGUGAUGCCAAUGCUUUGAAAUAAUGACACUUCAAGACAGUUCAGGACUAGUGUUCAUCUAGAGUGAUUACUUUGUUUUUAUACAUUUUCAAAAUGUGUUAAAAUGAGGUCUCAAUUACAUGUAAACCCUAUGGACAACAAUGUAAUAACAUGAAAAGAAUGUAUAUUUUACACUAGUAGCCAAUAACCUUGUACCCCAAAAAUUAAAGUGGCUUCAGUUUUUUAAUUUUAUCAUUACCAAAUAACUACAAUGAUACUGUCAACACUUAAAGCAGGAGGGUAGUCACCUGUGCACACGCAGGAAUUGAGUCCCAAGCGAUGAUGACAACACAUGCUAAAACGCAAAGGCUCAUGGGUAGACGCUUGUUUGUAAACAAUGAUACGCUAUGGCCAUCUGACGCAUGCACAGGUGACGUGUUACCAUUAGCUCCUUCAUUCUAAAACCAAAUUUGUUCUAACUGAAACUCCAUACUAGCAAACUAAGGCUAAAACGGUUUGAAAUUAAAGCGUGUAUAAAAUUGUUUUGAGAAUUGCAUUGCUGUCUGUGAACCACGCCCUGAUAACAAUUCUAAUUGUGGCGUGAAACCUAAACAGAAUAGUGUAUCCCAGUGUUCACAGAUAUUUUCUAUUACACAAGCAAAUCUCAGAAUGCAUUGAA
Molecule: messenger RNA, 1090 nt
Organism: Saccoglossus kowalevskii
Lineage: Eukaryota; Metazoa; Hemichordata; Enteropneusta; Harrimaniidae
Product: dolichol phosphate-mannose biosynthesis regulatory protein-like
Biological process (GO): GPI anchor biosynthetic process; dolichol phosphate mannose biosynthetic process
Cellular component (GO): dolichol-phosphate-mannose synthase complex; endoplasmic reticulum membrane
Molecular function (GO): enzyme regulator activity
Source: RefSeq, a predicted model, not a curated record